UGUGAGGCAGAAAGGACAAGAUCUAGAAUGUGAAGGCAUUAGGUUCCAAGACACUGGAAGCCUAGGAAAAGGGAUGGCUAGUGAGUUUUAGAUCAUGUUGAGCCCUACAUUUGUUCUGUGGGAUGUUGGCUAUCCCUUCUACACCUGUGGAUCCAUCUGCAUCAUUGCAUUAAUUAUGUGGCGAUUGAAAAAGAGUGUACAAGAAUUAAGGUUGGGACCUAACAGGAGCAGUUGCCGGUGUCACCGGCGACUCAAACAAAGCUCUAGAGAUAGAACAUCAAGAGCUGGGAGAACUUACCAGGAAGAAGCCGAGAAGCUGCAGAAUCUGCUCUCUGUCAUGAAAAGCCAGGGCUGGCUUCCUCAGGAGGGAAGUGUGCGGCGAAUCCUGUGUGCAGAUCCCUGCUGCAAAAUCUGCAAUGCUGUGGCUCUGGAGAUUCAGCAAUUGCUGAUGUGUGAGAAUAAACAGAUCUCCCCAACUUCACUGACGCCAUCUCAGGGCUCCUCUUGCUCAGAGAUAUUGUCUGCGUCUAGUGUGUCUUUUGAGCAGCAUCAGGAAUUGGGUGCCCAGAGCUCCAGAGAGCUUUCAAUGACAACCUUAAGGCUGACACUGUCAAAAGUACCAGAUCAGAAAUCUUUAACCUCAUCAGCUGCCCAGUCAACCAAUGCAGUCAGCGUCCAGGAUAACUGGGCUGACCACCUCCAGCGAGGGCAGGGAUUUCAAGUUGCAGGUGUGUCCCAGGAUGCAGGAUCUCUGUCUUCUUCAAGUCUUAAGAAGCCUGGAGUUCCUCUGAACCAGCUGGAGAGGAAGAACAACUCCAAAUCUGUCAGCAAGGUGGACAAAGAAGCUCCAGAAGUUGGCUUGGGAAAUACGAUGAAGUUCCUUCUGCACUGGAUUAACCCUGAAGUGAAAGAUCAAAGUCAUGAGAAAUCUACUCUCAUCUCUGACACUGAGACAGUGGCCAAAGCUAGUACAAAAGAAGCUGAGAAGAGUCCAGCCCCCACCAAAGACCCUGUGGGGAGAGCUAAGUUGGAGAAGACAACAGAGAAGCCAAAGCCCAGCCUCCCCUUCUGUAAUACCCCCAGUGCCUAGACAAACAGCUCCAGCAACUCUCCCUUCAGUCCAGCCCAUCCUGGGUCCUGUGCCACUCCCACAACUGCUUCAAACUCUGCCCUCAACUGUCUUGUGCCACCUAACCAGGAAAUCCAUCCUAGGUCUCAACUCUCAUUUCAGCAAAAGGCACUGGUUCACACAAGGAGAAUACCCAGUCCAAGCAAAAGGAAUUUGCAGAUUUCUGAACUUGUGUCCCCCUGAAAAAGGCUGUGAUCGAAAUUUCCCAUUAACAUGUAGGCGAGGCAGAGAAUUCUCCAAAUAUACUCUAUACCUCUAAACAAAGA
Messenger RNA from Microcebus murinus (gray mouse lemur), 1395 nucleotides. RefSeq names its product SPATA31 subfamily F member 3 (gene SPATA31F3). The record is from RefSeq and is a predicted model, not a curated record. Lineage: Eukaryota; Metazoa; Chordata; Mammalia; Primates; Cheirogaleidae.